Staurois parvus is the source of this 254-nucleotide messenger RNA. NCBI's taxonomy places the organism in Eukaryota, Metazoa, Chordata, Amphibia, Anura, Ranidae. The record is from the annotation of a GenBank genome assembly.
UUAACAUCCCAACCAUUUAUGUACUAAUCCCCAGGGGGAAGGCCUGGGAACAAUCUGGUUAUCCUUAUGUACAAUCAGGGGUGGACUGACAACUCAUGGGGCCCCCCCGGGCAAUAGGGGAUCAUGGGGCCCCUGUGUCUUUGCCCAAACUCAAAAAAGCCUAUGAAAAAGGUACCAGGGGCAUCUCAUGGGGCCUCCUACUGACCCCAGGCCCUUGGGCAGUGCCUGAGUUUCCAAAUGGUCAGUCCCCCCUG